Nerophis lumbriciformis (worm pipefish) is the source of this 1575-nucleotide messenger RNA. Lineage: Eukaryota; Metazoa; Chordata; Actinopteri; Syngnathiformes; Syngnathidae. The record is from RefSeq and is a predicted model, not a curated record.
AUGAAGACGUGGACGAUCCCUGACCCGCUGCCGAACGCUACCGACGCCCUCCAGGCGCUGGUAGCGAGUCAACGUGACCACAUUGCCGAGUUAGAACAACAACUCGCUUGGUUCACCGAACAGUAUCGACUCGCGCAGCACCGGCGCUUUGCCGCUGCCAGUGAGACCUGUCCGCAUCAGCUGGAUUUGUUUGCCGCGUUGUUGGAAGAAGCGCAUCAAGCGGCGACCGCUGCUGAUGAGGCGGCCAGCGAGAAUAGUCCGUUGGGUGACGACGAUGAGGGCAACACGGAUGACAAACCCAAACGCCGCCGCACCGGUCGCCCAUCACUACCCCCAGACUUACCGCGCGACCAGGUCAUUCACGAUCUCGCCGACGAUGAGAAAAUUUGCCCCUGCUGCGGUAAACCCAAGCAGGCUAUUGGUGAUACCCGUUCCGAACAGUUGGACAUAGAGCCACCGAAGCUCAAAGUCAUUGAACACAUCCAACUGAAGUACGCCUGCGCUGACUGUACUGACGGUGGUGUCAACACCGCUGCUAAGCCCGCGCAACCGAUUCCCAAAAGCAAUGCCAGUCCCGCCCUACUGGCGUAUCUGGUGGUUGCUAAAGUGCUGGAUGGCUUGCCGCUAUUUCGCCUAGAGCGGCUAUUUGAUCGCCUAGGUUACAAACUCCCGCGUAGCACCCAAGCGUCGUGGUUGAUUAAAAGCGGUCAGCUCGUCCAGCCCCUGAUCAACCUGAUGCAUGACGACUUAGUAGACCGUGACAUCAUUCUGGCCGAUGAAACCACCUUCCAAGUUCUGAAAGAACCCGGUCGAGCCGCCCAGACCAAGAGCUACCUUUGGUGCUACCGCAGCGGCUGUGGGCCACCGAUCGUGCUGUUUGACUAUACGCCCACCCGUGCGGGGCAGAAUCCCAAAGACUACUUGACAGGUUUCAACGGUUAUUUGCUGACCGACGGUUAUUCCGGCUAUAACCGUGUGCGUACCGCUGUGGGUCAGCCAGUGAUGGCGGGAUGCUGGUUUCAUGCGAGGCAAAAUUUCCACCAUAUCAUCAAGGCGCGGCCCAAAGACGCCGAACCCGGUCUUGCCGAUGAAGCGUUGGCCUAUGCCAAUACGCUGUUUCGGCUAGAGCGGCAGUGGAAAACGUGUAGUGAUGAACAACGCCAACAGCUUCGCCAGCAGUUCAGUGCACCGGUACUCAACCAGUUCAAGACCUGGUUAGAGCGGUAUCUUACGGCGACCGCUCCCAAGACGCUGUUGGGUAAGGCCAUUCGCUAUGCACUGCGGUUUUGGACGCCGCUCACGCAGUUUCUCGACGAUGGGCGAUUACCCCUGUCGAAUAAUGAAACCGAACAGGCGAUCAAAACCUUCGUUCUGGGUCGCAAAGCGUUUCUGUUCUCGGAUACGCCAGCAGGCGCUAACGCCCUGGCUAACUUGUACUCACUGGUGCAAACGGCGCGUGCCAAUGGGCUGGAGCCGUGGGCUUACCUCAAGCAGGUGUUUACGCAGUUGCCGCACGCGCAAACCGUUGACCACAUCGAAGCGCUGUUGCCCUGGCGCGUCGCGGAGGUGGGAUGA